AUGAGCAUCGUGUCAUCCACGAACAAUCACCUACCAGCAGUUGCUUCUACAACACCGAAUUGGCCUCAUGGCUAUGGUUUGUCAGGUUCGAUUUCAAAUAAUCCCAUUCAGUACCAUGAGAAGCGAAAUACGCAAUACAUCACCGUCAAGGGCGUCAAACAUGCUUACCGCCUUUUUGGACAGUCUUCUGGCACCCCUCUCUUCCUCCACGUCCAUUUCAGAGGCAACAUGGACUGGUGGGAUCCGGCGCUCAUCAACCCUCUGGCAGCCGUGCGUCCGAUUCUUCUGGUGGACAGCACGGGCGUCGGUCUUAGCGAGGGUGAAGUGCCAACGCGCUUCGCCGACUGGGCCACCGCCAUCAUCGACGUCGCCCACGCCCUGGGAAUCAACAAGCUCGACGUUCUCGGCUUCUCCAUGGGCGGCUUCGUGGGGCAACUCAUGGCCCUGCAAGCACCGGGCCUCGUUCAACGGUUGAUCAUCGCCGGCUCUGGCCCCUCGGCCGGCGAGGGUGUUGUGCCGAGUGACCCAAAAUACAUUGUCGAAGUUGCCGGUGGAUCCACCUUUGACGAGCACCAUGCCGGGCUCAAACAUACCUUCUUCACCCAGUCCGAGAAGAAGCAAGCUCUGGCCGAACAGUGGGUUCAGCGCAUGGCGAACGCCCGCCCGAAUCGCGCACCUCUACUGCGCGGCCAGGGUAUGCAAAACCAGAUUGAGGCCCUGCAGCGGUUUUUCUCGGGUGACCACCGCGAAGAGGCGACCUACGACCGACUCGACCAGAUCAAGGUCCCCGUGUUGGUGGCCAACGGUAGCAAAGACGUGCUCGUCGCGACGGAGAACAGUAUAUUGUUGUGGAAGAGGUUGGUCAAUUCGGACGCGCAGUUGCACUUGUACGCGGACAGUGGACAUGGCUUCUUGAAUGAGUAUCACGGGCAGUUUUCUAGGCUGGUCAAUGAGUUCCUGGAUGCAUAA
Molecule: messenger RNA, 969 nt
Organism: Exophiala oligosperma
Lineage: Eukaryota; Fungi; Ascomycota; Eurotiomycetes; Chaetothyriales; Herpotrichiellaceae
Exons: 2
Coding region: 1-969 (322 amino acids)
Source: RefSeq, a predicted model, not a curated record